This is a messenger RNA of Dentiscutata erythropus, 1332 nucleotides long. Lineage: Eukaryota; Fungi; Glomeromycota; Glomeromycetes; Diversisporales; Gigasporaceae. The record is from the annotation of a GenBank genome assembly.
AUGGAAGAAUUUCUUUUAACGAAAGAACCUCUUGAUAUUGUCAGGAUUUCUACAGCAUUAUUUGUACGAGUAGAGCAAGGUGAAUGGACAGGCGUUCUUGAAAAGGAGGUGGAGAAUUUUGAAACCAUUUUGGAGAAUGUUUUAGAGCGAGUCCCCUCGGAGGAUGUUGAACGGAUAAAAAAGCUUCGAAGUUUUGGUACUGGAAAAAAAUUGGCGAAACGGGUAACAACUGCGUUCGAAGAUUUAUGCUCUCUUACAGAAAUGAAAGCUCUGGUGAUUGACGCUGAAACAUGGCCUGAUGAUGCGAAUGCAAAUUUAGAGCUUUUAAUACGUAAUGUUAAUCAACUCAAAAAUAAGAGUGUUGGCUAUGAAAAAACUAUGUGGGAAAGAAUUGAAGUAGAAUUAGAGGAAGUUGAUGUCGAAAGUCUCGGAUUUGACCAUCCUAUAUGUUCUGGAGUUCUUGAUGCUAAAUCUAAACCUUUCACAGAGAUGCCUUUAUCACUUUGCGAUGUUUUCAGGGAACCUUUCCAGAAAUAUAAGUUAGAUCGUAAUGAUUUCAUUGUGGAGGCUUGUAUAGAGUCUAUUCGCAAUGAGGAGUCGAAGAUAAAUUUGGAUGAAGACUUGCGUGAUGUCGAAUUUGGAAGAUGGUUAGAUGAACCUGAAAAGCUUCGAGAAAUGACAAAACGAAUACUAGAAACUUUGUUUAAAGUUUGGAAAUCACCUAAGUAUGAAGCCUUUAUAAAGAAAGGAAAACCAGUUAAUGAAGGAUCAUAUGUCUGUGAAGUACUUGCGCCAUUACUAAACAUAGUAAUGAGUGAUUUACCCGGAAAUCCUGCCAUAUGGGAUAUAUGGGGUGAAGAGGGGAGUUUAGCUAGCACUAUACGAAAAGGAUCUCGUAAGUUUGCACGGAAACCUGAUUAUAUGGCUGUAGUGCAACUAAAAAAAGGCGCGGAGCUUGAAAUUGUGUACCUCGAAACUGGCAGGCCAAAUUCCAGUCAAGACAAGCGCCAGCGAGACUAUAAAAAAUUAAUACGAUUUUCUAAAGAUUCUAUCGACACUACUAGAAAAAUAUCAAAGCUUAAAAGGGUAUUUAAUCUUUCAUCUAAGAGGAAGAUAUUAUCAAUAUUCGCUAUCAACAUUGCAGAGGAAGCACCGAUUCCACUACAUAAGACUUCACCGAAUGCCAUAUACCCGCUUAUCCAUGCUUUGAUGACAUUAAGAACGGCUGUCACAUGUACAAUUCAUAAAAUAUUACAUAAUUCUGAUUCCGGAGAUAGUGAAUAUAGUUCUGGCGAAAUGACAGUAACAGCUUCAACCCCUAAAAAUUCAUAA